AUGGAAGUAGAAGCCGCCGCCGCUGCCGCCUUCAUUAAUGUUGCAAUUGAAAACAUGAUCAAAGUCUCGAAGGAGUUGUCACCAAUCUUUGGUCUGCACAAGAAUGCAGCAAAGCUAAGCGGGAAUCUGGAAACUGUCCAGAACGUCUUAAAAGACAUAGAGAUGCAGACAAUCCCCAUUGGUGGAGCUGUCAAACACUGGCUGAAGGAGCUUGGAACUAAGGUGUUGGUUGCUGACAAUUCUGUGGAUGAACUCAAAUAUCAUCUUCUCAAAGAAACCUACAGUUUCAAACUUCCCACCAACCAGGCUAAAGUACUUACAUAUUUCUCAUCCAAUGAAAAAGGUGCCCUUAUUAUCAAUGAAAUCAAUGACGGGUUGGAAUCCUUUAAGAAUGAGGCAAACAAAAUUGGCCUUGGGAAGGUGCCUACUCUGUCUCAAACUGAUUCUCUUUCUGCUGAUGGUGUUUUAGUUGGUAGAGAUGAAGAUAUGCUCAAGUUAGCUGAGCUGCUCAUCACCAGCACCUCAGAGGGGCGGGUGUUCUCUGUCCUUGCAAUUCAGGGCAAGGCGGGGGUCGGAAGAACAAUGUUUGCUAGAAAACUCUUCAAUCAUGAAAGCAUCAAGGCUCAAUUUGGCGAAUUACGCAUUUGGGUGGAUGUUGGUAUUGCUUUUGAACCAAUCGAUCUACUCAAGAAAAUCCUUGCCACAUUUACUUGUGAUCAAGUUGAGAGUAGGGAUGACAUUCUAAAAAGGCUUCAACAAGCUAUCAAAGGAAAAGCUUGUCUUCUAGUACUUGAUAGUGUCUGUGUUGAAGAUGUUCCGAGAUGGAAUGAGUUUGUAAAUUGGAUCAAGGAAGUUACUUCUAUGAAAGGAAACAUCAUUAUCAUCACUACCAAAAAUAGAAAGGUUGCUGAUAUGGUUAGCCCCGUUCACAUUCAUCCAUUAAAUGUCUUAUCAGGGGAUGAAUGCUGGUCCAUAAUCAAAUCCAUAGCUUUUGGAAAUUCAGAUGUGCCAUCAGGUUUUGAGACGACGGGAAGAAAGAUUGCACCAAUAUGUGGGGGUUGUCCAUCAGCCGCUAAUUUAGUUGGGGGAAUGCUUUGUGGUAAAUCUCAAGAGCGCUGGGAGCUGAUUGCGGGCUUGAAAGAUGAGUGGGAGUGUAUGUUAGACAUAUAUGGAUUGAGGUUGGAGAACUUGUCACAAUCAUCAAUGAAGACGUGCUUCGCAUACUGUUCAAUUUUUCCAUAUGAUUUUAAAAUUGUGAAGGAGGAACUGAUUGAGCUAUGGAUGGCAGAAGGAUUUCUACAACCAAAUGAAGGAGAUGACAUGGAGUCUACAGGAGAAAUGCUUUUAAAUGAACUUGUACAAAACUUAAUGCUUCAAGCAGAGAGAGAUGAAAAUGGAAAUGUGGAAAGUUUUGUGAUGCACCAUUCGAUGCAUGAUCUAGCAUCUUAUAUACUAUUAGGUUCUCGUAAUGGUGAAGAUGGGUUGCUCCCAGUGAGAUACAUGAUGAUCCGACAAGAAUCAAGUCCUAUACAGAAACAAGUGGCAAAGCAUUUGCGCACAUUAUUCUUGGAAGGUGAAAUUUCUGAUAAGAUGCUUGUAGACUAUACAAGUCUGCGUAAUCUUAGACUUGCAAGAGCUAAAGAAGUGGAUUGGUGA
Molecule: messenger RNA, 1656 nt
Organism: Salvia hispanica
Lineage: Eukaryota; Viridiplantae; Streptophyta; Magnoliopsida; Lamiales; Lamiaceae
Source: RefSeq, a predicted model, not a curated record